AUGCCGGAGACGACAGGGCCUGCUAAUCAGCAAAACCGGCCUAAUGAGGAGGAGACCUUCAUGUCCAAGUAUGGCGGCACCAUCUUGCGUGGAUUCAUAAUGUGGUUGGCCAUGCAAUACUUUUGGGGCAACAAGAGUAAUGUCCAACCACAGCAACCAGCACCUUCACCUGACAAUCAAGGAGCACCUGUAACGACUGAGCAACCAGUUGAAUACUACCCUGUUCUUCCUGCCGGUGUCUACUACAGCCCUUAUCCACCUCAAAUCCCUGCCAGCUUGUUACCUUCCACAGCGAUGCCCCUUUGGUCAAACCAGAAUCCUGUCGAUCUUAGCGUGUAUGUAAGUGAGGAGGAGUACUUUGUCAACUACAAGAGUGAGCCAUCAUGGUAUACUUCCAACAUCAUGCUCGAUGGUUCCUUGGAGCCACGUGUCCAUCAUCUGGAUAUCCCUACCACACAACACCUUCAACACAAUGGCAGUCUCUAUGCUCACAUCUUUGUCACACGUAAUGGUGCACCUAUCGAUCCCAAUAACCCUGGAUACUCUCCUGAUGAAAUUGUGUAUUACAGACAUCUCUUGACCAAGUAUUAUCCAAAGAAGACUCAAGUCAAGCAAAAGAAUCUGUUGCAUCGAGGUGAAGAGGAUCAAGAGGAAGAGGAGGAGAGCCAAGAUCAAGUUGUACCUGAGCAACAACAGGAUGAGGAGCAAACUGAUAUGGGAGGAUUACUCGGCAAUUGGACACGUCGUGCACCCAAUGUCGCUUAUUGGCACGAGAAUAUGACCAUCUCCAUUAUCAAUGACCCCAAAUCACCCAUUGCCAAGAAUAUGAUGCAGCCUGCCACUAUGAAGUACAUCCCACUUACCAAUUUGCGUGAUGAAUCUGGAAAGAUUGGAUUUUAUCGCCCCAUCAUUUUCCCCAACGAGUUCUGGCACCUUCGAUCCAACGCUUUCCCCAUCAAUGAGACUGUUUCUGUAUUGCCAUUGACGAUUCAUUUGGAGCCAUUAUCCAUGUGGAAAUUCAGCAUCUACGCUUCUUUUGAUGAAUCCAUGAAACAGCAAGCAAAUAAUCCACUUGGUGGCAUGUCGUCGUCUGAAACGGAUGAAUUGAAACGGAUGUUGAUGGAAACCAAUCCUUAUCUUUUGGCUACCACGGCUGCAGUGAGUUUGCUUCACAGUGCAUUUGAGUUUCUCGCUUUCAAGAAUGAUAUCGCCUUUUGGAAGAAAAAGGACAACAGCACGGGCGUCUCCGUACGCAGUCUUCUUACCAACAUCUUUUUCCAAAUUGUGAUUUUCCUUUAUCUCAUGGACAACAAUCAAGAAACGUCAUGGAUGAUUCUUAUCAGUCAAGGCAUUGGAUUAGUGAUUGAAGUAUGGAAGGUGUUCAAGGCACUUAAAUACGAGCUUGUGUGGACACCAGGCUCGUUGAUUCCUUCUAUCGGCUCCCGUGACACCGAGAAUACUGAAAUCGAAGACGAGACUGCCCAAUAUGACGCCAUUGCUUUCAAGUACCUUUCAUGGAUUGCAUAUCCGCUUCUGGGUGGUUACGCAGUAUACUCAUUGUUGUAUGACGAGCACAAGAGCUGGUACUCCUAUGUCCUCAAGACAUUGGUCGAAUUCGUGUACAUGUUUGGUUUCAUCACCAUGAUUCCUCAACUUUACAUCAACUAUCGACUCAAGAGUGUCGCCCACAUGCCUUGGAAGACGCUCAUGUACAAAUCACUCAACACAUUUAUCGAUGAUCUUUUCGCAUUUGUCAUCAAGAUGCCGACACUCCACCGCUUGGCUUGUUUGCGUGACGACGUCGUGUUUUUCGUGUACUUGUACCAGCGAUACAAAUACAAGGUUGAUCCCACCCGCGUCAAUGAAUUUGGUCAAGUCGGCGAGGAUCAAAAGGAGGAGGAGAAGGAGCAAGACGGCAAUGGAGACAAAAAGGAGACCAAAAAGAACAAAUAA
This is a messenger RNA of Lichtheimia ornata, 1953 nucleotides long. RefSeq lists its product as uncharacterized. The record is from RefSeq and is a predicted model, not a curated record. The coding region runs from base 1 to 1953 and encodes 650 amino acids. Gene Ontology annotation, cellular component: endomembrane system; membrane. NCBI's taxonomy places the organism in Eukaryota, Fungi, Mucoromycota, Mucoromycetes, Mucorales, Lichtheimiaceae. The transcript has 9 exons.